AUGGCUUCUAGUUCUCAAGAACAAGAAACACAAGGAUCAACUACAACAAUAGACCAACCUCCAUUGUGGGACUAUGUGAAAAAACUCGAAAAGCUUGCUGGAGCAGGAGGAUGUUGGAAGUUCAAGUGUAACCUUUGCAGUGAAACCCGACAAAGAUCAUAUUCUAGAGUUAGAGCACAUUUGCUUGGUAUAAAAGGUACUGGGAUUUCUAUUUGCAAGAAAGCAACAAUGGCUGACAAACUUAACAUGAACCAAUUAGAAGAUGCGUAUGAAAAGAAUAAAAUUGAGUCACAUGCGAAAGAAGUUCAAUUGCCAUGUGAAGUUGGUGUUGGAUUUAAGAAAAGAAAAGGUACUCCAACACCAAUUGAAAGAGCUUUUGGUGUUGAAAUUAGGGAUCAAUUGGAUCAAGAAAUAGCUAGAAUCUUUUAUACUGGAGGUUUACCUUUUAAUAUUGCAAGAAAUCCACACUAUGACAGGGCUUUUCAGUUUGCUGCUACUAACAACAUUGAUGGUUAUGUACCUCAUGGUUAUAAUAAGCUAAGAACAACAUUACUACAAAAAGAAAAAGAUAAUGUUCACAAGCUAUUGGAGCCACUUAGGUCAACAUGGAAAGAAAAAGGUGUGACUAAUGUGAGUGAUGGUUGGAGUGAUCCUCCAAGAAAACCUCUAAUCAAUUUCAUGGCUACCUCAGGUAAUGGUCCUUUGUUUCUAAAGGCAGUGAAUUGUUUUGGGGAAGUGAAAGAUAGAUUUUUUAUUGUUGAAUUGAUGAAAGAAGUCAUCAAUGAAAUUGGUCAUGAAAAAUGUGUGCAAAUCAUUACUGACAACGCAACAAAUUGUAAGGCGGCUAGAGAGAUUAUAGAGAGUCAGUUUCCUCACAUCUAUUGGACACCAUGUGUCGUUCAUACACUUAAUCUUGCUUUGAAGAAAAUUUGUUCACCAAGGAAUGUGGAAACAAAUGAUCUAACAUAUGAACAUUGCAGCUGGAUAAAAGAAGUUCACGAAGAGGCGUUUGCAAUAAAAAAUUUCAUCAUGAGACUCUCGAUUUUCACCAAGUUUACUCCUCUUAGGUUGCUUUCUGUUGCUGGCAGUCACUUUGCCUCCAUCAUUGUGAUUCUUAAGAGAUUAAAACUUAUCAAAAGGGGUCUUCAAACCAUGUUCAUAAGCAAAGAAUGGUCUUCUUAUAGAUUAGAUGACACUGAGAAAGCAAACGCUGUGAAAGAAUAUAUUUUGAAUGAUGAUUAG
Messenger RNA from Lactuca sativa (garden lettuce), 1242 nucleotides. RefSeq lists its product as uncharacterized. Lineage: Eukaryota; Viridiplantae; Streptophyta; Magnoliopsida; Asterales; Asteraceae. The record is from RefSeq and is a predicted model, not a curated record.